AUGCCUAAUUCCGAAUACUUCACUUUGUAUUGGCAUGAUUAUAGAGUUGAUGUUAGAGGUGAACCUAAGCUAUGGGAUAUAGGAGCUGUAGAUUUUUAUAGUUUAGAUAAGAUAUCCAGGAUAGAAAUUAAUUCAAUGGCUAGAGAGCUAGGUCUGAAUCCUGAACCAAUGCUGAUUAUGUGGAAGGAUCCUACAAAGAGUAUAAGUGAUAGGUUGAGAAGCCUUGAAACUGAUAAGGAUGCUUUAGAAAUGGCAAUGGUUGUGGAGGGUUCUCAAUUAAUGCAUAUAUUUAGUAGGGAUAAGUGGAAAAUAAAAGAAAAAGCUAAGGAAGAAGUUUCGGGAGGUGUGAAAAAUAAGGAUGAUGGCAGCUGUAAGGAUAGUGAUGUAGAUUCAGAGGACAGUGAGUUUGUGGACUCUGAUUAUGACCUGAGGGAUGAAGAUGUUGAUGAUGAUGCCAUGUUUGAUGAGUUUGUUGAUAAGGAGCUUGAGAUGGACAGACCAUCUGGUUGUACAAGUGCUAGGCAACCUGCUGAGGAGUUGUCUGAAGAAAUAUAUACAACAGUUUAUGGUCCAUCAUAUGAGCUGGUGUCAUGCUCCUCAUCUGAACACAACGAUGCAGAAUUAAGGAAGCAGAGAUGGCAUGUGUUUAAUGAGGAGACUGACAUGGAAAAUCCCUGGGUCAAGAUUGGAAUGCUCUUCAGUUCUUUCAAACAAUUCAAGGAUGCUGUGAAGAGCUCAUCAAUCAAAAGCAGAAACCAGGUUAUAUUUGGGCCAAAUACAAGGCAGAAAUGCAAGGCGUCUGAUAGGCAUGUUAAUGCCAAUUGGAUAGCUGAACAAUAUGUUGAAAGGUUCAGAGCUGAUCCCGGUUGGGCAAUUCAAGGGAUCAUACAAGCUGUAAAAGAAGAUUCUGGCAUUGAAGUGUCCAGAUUGAAAGCAUGGAGAGCAAGAAAUGCUGCUUUGACAUUUAACAAUGGUGAUGAGACAGAACAACUUUCUAGCCUUCAUGAUUACAAGCUAGAACUCUUGAGAAGUAAUCCAGGAAGCACAAUAGUUUUUGGUUUGAAUGAAGGUGUUUUUAACAGCAUGUAUGUGUGCUUUGCUGCAUUGAGGGAAGGAUUUAAGUUUUGUAGGCCUUUCAUAUCUUUGGAUGGCUGUUGGCUGAAAGGAGUAUUUGGAGGACAGUUUCUCACAGCUGUUGGUUUAGAUGCAAAUGACUGCAUCUACCCAAUUGCAUGGUGUGUUGUGCAAAAAGAAAACAAGGAGAACUGGAAAUGGUUUUUGGAGCUGCUGGCUCAAGAUGUGGGGAUAACAAACAGUUAUCAAUGGGUGUUUAUGACUGACAGGCAGAAGGGUCUUAUUCCUGCCAUUGAAGAACUAUUCCCUAAUUCUGAACAUAGAUUUUGUGUUAGACAUGUGCAUAAUAAUUUUAGGAAGAAAUUUAAUAGUCUAAGGUUAAAAAAACUUGUUUGGGGUGCUGCUAAGGCAAGUUAUGUCCAGAUUUUUCAAAGGAUAAUGGAGAAGUUUGCAGCAGCAUCACAUCAUGGACAUAAUUACAUGAAUAGCAUCCCUCCUCAUCACUGGUCUAGAUCUCAUUUUAGGACUGAUGCUAAGUGUGACAUGUUGUUAAACAACUUAUGUGAGUGUUUUAACAGUUUUAUCUUAGAUGCUAGAAGCAAGGGUGUGAUAGCUAUGAAUGAGGUUAUAAGAACAAAAUUAAUGAAGAGGAUACAUAAGAACAGGGAUGCUAUGAAAAGAGUGGCAUCUGCUUACUGCCCUAGGAUAUUGAAAAAACUAGAAAAGAAUAAAGAAUUUUGCUGGAUGUUUACAACAGAGUGGUCUGGAGGUGAGAGAUUUCAAGUGGUUGGCCCAGGGGGAUAGUUUGUAGUUGACAAAUAAAAAAUAACAUGCACAUGUAGGAGGUGGAAUCUAACUGGAAUACCUUGUUGUCAUGUUGUAUGUGCAAUUUGGUAUAACAAUGAGAACCCUGAAUUUUAUAUACAUGACUUCUACAAGGUUGAAACAUACCUAAAAUGCUAUAGCCAUUUGAUUAACCCAACCACCAGUAAAGAAUUUUGGCCCAAGGCAACUGCCCCACCAGUCUUACCCCCCAAACCAAUAAAACAUAGAAAAGGCAGACCUGCUAGAAAGAGAAGGUUAGAGGAAGAAAGGAUGGAGGGUCUGAUCAUAAAUACUAAGGUCACCAAGAAGGGCUUUAUGAUGACAUGCACAGUUUGUGGUGCUAAGGGCCACAACAAGAGGUUUCAUGGUACUAGUGCUUCUAUAAGGAGGGAAAAACUGCAUGUGAAGAGGAAGAUAAAAAAAUAGCAAAAGGAAAAGGAAUCAAAUGCUGCAACUACUGCUGCACAGAAUAUAGAUGACCAACCUGAUAAUGUAGCUCCUACAGACACAGCUCCUUUAGGGACAUCUUCAACAUUUGAUAAUUUGUCACCGUUAAUACCAUUGUCACGGUUAUUCAAUGUAACACCAUCAGCAAAAGAAUCAGAAAAACCUCCAGUUCAGUCUACUACAUCACCUUCAAAACCUACCAGCAAGAAGAGUAAAAGCAUUAAUGAUUUGUUGAGUGAGCUGCCACCAGAUCUGGCCAUUGGAAGACUUUCAGAAACACAGAAAGGAGGGACUGAAGCUAAGGGAAAAAAGACUUUCAAACCCCCAGGGUUGUUGAGCAAAGAUCUUAUGGAUGAAGGAGUUACCACAAGAACAAAAUAAGACAAAGAAAAACAGAAGAUUGAUGAAAGUGUUUCAACAAAGAAGAGAGCUUGGGUGCCUCCAGGAAAUGCAAAGAACAAAGAAAUUACAAUUGGAAACCUUAAAAAAUAAAAUUUAUUUUGGUUGUUGUGUUGUUAAUAUGUUAAAAUAUGUAUGGACCUAACAUGUGGUCCUUUGACAGAAUUUCAAUUUUUGUAAUGGCUUUUGACAGCCUUGGGUGUAAGGUUCAUGUGGACAGAAUUUUCACAUCCAUUCACUUUUUGUUUAAACAUUUCAUUAUUUAAAGUAAUCAACAGAGUACA
Molecule: messenger RNA, 3029 nt
Organism: Ricinus communis (castor bean)
Lineage: Eukaryota; Viridiplantae; Streptophyta; Magnoliopsida; Malpighiales; Euphorbiaceae
Exons: 6
Coding region: 1-1878 (625 amino acids)
Source: RefSeq, a predicted model, not a curated record